Messenger RNA from Rasamsonia emersonii CBS 393.64, 1986 nucleotides. RefSeq names its product DEAD box RNA helicase HelA. The transcript is spliced from 2 exons. Gene Ontology annotation, molecular function: nucleic acid binding; ATP binding. Gene Ontology annotation, cellular component: mitochondrion. Lineage: Eukaryota; Fungi; Ascomycota; Eurotiomycetes; Eurotiales; Trichocomaceae. The coding region runs from base 1 to 1986 and encodes 661 amino acids. The record is from RefSeq and is a predicted model, not a curated record.
AUGUUGAGCGCCGUCCGUCGAGGACCUGCCGUCGCGCAGGCUCUGCGAGUCUGCACGCCUCGCUCGAUCCAGCCGUUCAAAACGACUUCUCUGCUGGCGAGAUGGCAACGGCCGUCUGCUUCCAUCUCUACGCCCCUCCAAGUGCGGUCCUUUUGUUUCUCUCCAUACUUGAGAAAUGCCGGGUCGGCCGCCGCGCAGCCCGUCCAAGAGGCCGCUGGCGCGGACGCCAGCGAGCAACGGAUCACUCAAUUUCAGGAGUUGGCAGACAGGGGCCUUGUCAACGAGAGAAUCAUCUAUUCCAUUACGCAGAAAAUGAACAUCACGACCAUGACCGAUGUUCAGAGCAUGAGCAUCACUGAGACGCUCAAGGGGGUCGACGUCUUGGCCCAGGCCAAAACCGGUACCGGCAAGACUCUUGCCUUCUUAGUCCCUGUCCUGCAGAAUAUCCUUCGCGACAGCAGCCUGCAGAAGCGUAGGGGUGGUGGACUCCAGGCUCAUGCCUCGGAUAUCCGUGCCAUUAUCGUCUCGCCGACUCGGGAACUUGCCGAACAGAUCGCUGUUGAGGCCGUCAAGGUUGCGUCGUCGACAGGAGUGGUUGUCCAAACCGCAGUGGGUGGUACGAAGAAAAAAGAAGGAUUACUACGGAUCCAACAGCAGGGCUGUCACCUCCUUGUCGGAACCCCCGGUCGCCUGAAGGAUAUCCUCUCCGACCCAAACAGCGGCGUCAGCGCCCCCAGGCUGAGUGCAUUGGUGCUAGACGAAGCCGAUCGCCUGCUGGACCAGGGAUUCGCACCUGAUAUCGAGGAGCUCCAGCGUUACCUCCCGGAUCCCAUGAAGGUGGACCGACAGACUCUCAUGUUCUCUGCUACUGUUCCCGCGGAGGUGAUGGGCAUGGUCCGCAGAACCAUGAAACCAGAUUUCAAAUUUAUCAAAACGAUCCAGGAGGACGAAGUGCCCACCCAUCUUACUGUUCCCCAGAAGGCUGUCUUUCUUCGCGGGUUGGAAAAUGCUCUGCCCGCCGUGCUUGAACUUGUGAAGAACUACAAACGUCAGGCGCAGCAGGAUUCUAGCCUGCGACCUUUCAAAGCUAUCGUCUACCUCAACUCCACGGCCGAUGUCGAAUUCUGGUACGAGGCCUUCCGGGCGUUGUGCUUGGAUCCGACGGAGUACAGCAGUCCUCACCCUCUGGAGGACACUGAGAUCUAUCAAAUUCAUUCCAAACUGACCCAAUCCCGGAGGAAAAGGAGCUCGCAGUCUUUCCGCUGGGCCCGCUCUGCCAUCCUGUUCUCUUCCGACGUCACCGCCCGAGGUAUGGACUUCCCAGAGGUCACCCAUGUCAUUCAGAUUGGGGCUCCCCUGACGAGGGAGGCGUACAUCCAUCGUCUCGGACGGACUGCACGAGCGAACAAGAAAGGCGAAGGCUGGGUCCUUCUGCACGAUCUUGAGUACGAUCACUUCAGCAGCAAAACCCACGAUCUACCUAUUUCCAAAGAUAUGACGUCCCUCCAAACCGCCACUGUCAACAUGGCCGGAGAGAACAAAGAGCUGCCUGCCCCGGUCGCCGAAAUAUUCUCACAACUUAAGGCAGCCAUGAAGCGGGUCCCGUACGACUUCAAGGCGGAGUCCUACAAGGGCCAGAUUAGCGUGUUGAGACAAACCUUUGAUAGCAAGAGAGACAUAAUCCGCACUCUCAACAACCUGGCUAUCAAUGGAUGGGGCUUGUCUAGACCGCCGGCGGUCGAUCCCAAUUGGGCCAAGAGAAGAGGUAUUCACAAUAUAGAAGGCUUGAACGUACUACCGCCCAAGUGGAUGAAAAAGAUUAGAGAGCGGCGGCGUUACAACUCCGAUGAUUUCACGCGCCGUCAUAGAUUCAACGACCGCAACGAUAACAACGACCGCCAGCAGUUCGAUGGCACUGGCCGUUACGGAUUCAAUCUCGAUGGCAAUUACGAGUCAGAUCGCAAUGCCCGUUCCGAGCACCAUUAG